Molecule: messenger RNA, 795 nt
Organism: Macaca mulatta (Rhesus monkey)
Lineage: Eukaryota; Metazoa; Chordata; Mammalia; Primates; Cercopithecidae
Product: keratin-associated protein 9-2-like
Cellular component (GO): keratin filament
Source: RefSeq, a predicted model, not a curated record
UGAGAUGGGCUUCCUUUCAUCUGAAACGAAGUUUCUAUGAGUAAUUCACAAUUAAGAAACAGAUUAAACCCUUACUUUCAACAGAUUCAUAACUUUUAAGAAAGAACUUCCCCUUUGACAAUCCCAAAAGGAUUGUGGAAAACAAUGUAAACAGCAACAAGGAAAAGUCCUGCUGAUUGGUGGAAACUUUGGAGGCCAGGUGUAUAAAAGGUCCAGAUUGCAAGGGGUCAUCACAUUCUGGGAAACUCACCUCUGAACAGAAGCCCACCUUCCACCCCUGACACCAUGACCAACUGUUGCUCCCCUUGCUGUCAGCCUACGUGCUGCAGGACCACCUGCUGCAGGACCACCUGCUGGAAGCCCACCUGUGUGACCACCUGCAGCAGCACACCCUGCUGCCAGCCCACCUGCUGUGUGUCCAGCUGCUGCCAGCCUUGCUGCCGCCCAACUUGCUGUCAAAACACUUGCUGCCAGCCCACCUGUGUGACCAGCUGCUGCCAGCCUUCCUGCUGCAGCACACCCUGCUGCCAGCCCACCUGCUGUGGGUCAAGCUGCUGUGGCCAAACCAGCUGUGAGUCCAGCUGUGGCCAGACCAGCUCCUGUGCCCCUGUCUACUGCAGAAGGACCUGCUACCACCCCACAUGUGUCUGCCUGCCUGGUUGCCUAAACCAGAGCUAUGGAUCCAGCUGCUGCCAGCCCUGCUGCCGCCCAGCCUGCUGUGAGACCACCUGCUGCAGGACCACUUGCUUCCAGCCCACCUGUGUGUCCAACUGCUGCCAGCCUUCUUGCUGCUGA